This is a messenger RNA of Gekko japonicus, 714 nucleotides long. RefSeq names its product renalase-like. The record is from RefSeq and is a predicted model, not a curated record. The transcript is spliced from 5 exons. Gene Ontology annotation, molecular function: oxidoreductase activity, acting on NAD(P)H. Lineage: Eukaryota; Metazoa; Chordata; Lepidosauria; Squamata; Gekkonidae. Bases 1 to 714 code for a protein of 237 amino acids. Gene Ontology annotation, cellular component: extracellular region.
AUGGAGCGGGUGUUGAUCGUAGGCGCCGGCCUGACGGGCAGUUUGUGCGCUGCACUUUUGCGCAGGGCGCUUCCGCAGCGCCCACUGCAAAUCGUGGUGUGGGAGAAGGCGCGGGGCGCAGGGGGAAGAAUGUCUACGAGCCGGAGCGCUCACGAUCCGAGGUGCACGGCAGAUCUAGGAGCUCAGUAUAUCACGCGGGAACCCGAAUAUGCCAAAAAACAUCAAAGCUUUUAUGAAGAGCUGUUGAAUCAUGGAGUGCUGAAGCCAUUGACAGCUACAAUAGAAGGAAUGGCAAUAAAGGAAGGAGUGGAGAAUUUUGUAACACCCCAGGGAAUUUCCUCCAUUGUCAAGCAUUAUUUAAAUGAGUCAGAUGCUGAGAUCCUCUUUGAGCACCAUGUUACACAAAUCUGCCUCAAGGAUGGGAAGUGGGAAGUCAGCAACAAUACAGGUUUCUUGGACCAGUUUGAUACUGUUAUUCUUACAAUUCCCGUUCCACAAAUUUUUCAGCUUCAAGGGGACAUUGCAAACACUUUUUAUAUCAUUGACUAUGAUAUCUUUCUGGCUUGCCUCUCAGAGUUGGAGUAUUGCUUUCUACUGAAGAUAGACUUCAGGAAGUAUUGGCUUCGUUUUUCUCAUGAGACUUAUCAUGUGGGAUCCCUCAAGGUUCAAAUUUGUCUCCUGUGCUGUUUUUACAUCUACAUGCAGCUGCUAUGA